CACGACCAGCCGUAAAGCAGUCGUUAAACAUGGCGGCGGCGGUGUGUGAGUUGAGUUUUGGGUUCUGAACUCAGAUAAAGCUGCUUUUCUCCGUCCUGACAUAGUUUCCCGAGGAUUACUGAAGCCGGGGAGCAGCAGGAGGUGCUGGCGGACAGUCAGAGGCAUCGCUGGGCUUCAGGAGAGAGAUGUUUGAUUCAGAGAGGAGGUGACAUUGGGAGUGACACUGAGCUGAGUUAGAUUCGGUUAUAUCUCUGUGUUUUAAACUGGGUUUCUGUAUUUAAUAAAACUCCUGCAGGAGUGAAUGGACGGUCAUGACAUCCCUGCACUUCUGUAGUACGAGGAUGGCUGCCUGGUCACGGCUCGCUUGUCUGGGCUCAUUAAGCCGAACACGUCGGGGUUUGAGCAUCUUCUCCAGCACGUCUCCUUCCAACUGGACCAAAGUGGUUUCAGAUGCUGAGAAGAUCGUGGGAUACCCCACAUCCUUCAUGAGUCUUCGCUGCCUGCUCAGUGAUGAGCUCAGCAAUGUGGCCAUGCAUGUGAGAAAGCUGGUCGGGACAAAACACCCUUUACUGAACACGGCCAGGGGUUUUGUGUAUGACAGUAAGCAUAACCUGCAGAUGCGGGGGCUGGUUGUGUUAUUGAUGUCAAAAGCUGCCGGGCCGAGCAGCACAUCGUCUGACGUUCUUCUGCCGGACAUGGUCAGCGGCAUCUACCCCAGUCAGCGGAACCUGGCUGAGAUCACAGAGCUGAUCCACACAGCGUUCCUGGUGCAUCGUGGGAUUGUGAACCUGAAGGAAUGGACCUAUUCAGACGGGCCCCUCAAGGACCUGCAAUUUGGGAACAAAAUGGCCAUCCUAAGUGGAGACUUCCUGUUAGCGAAUGCCUGCACGGGAUUGGCUCAGCUCAACAACACCAAGGUGGUGGAGCUGAUCUCCAGCGCCAUUGGAGAUUUGGUGCAGGGUGUCUACCAUGAGAGCUCCAUCUCCACAGAGGAAGGAAAUCUGUCUCUUGCGUCGUGGGAGGACCAGACGUUUCUUUCCCAUGGUGCACUGCUUGCGAAAAGCUGCCAGGCAGCGAUGGAGCUGGCCAGGCAUGAUGCUGAGGCCCAGUUGCUGGCGUACCGAUACGGGAAACACCUCGCCCUCGGACACAAGCUGAACUCUGACCUGCAGCCGUUUCAGAAGAGCGGUUCUGACUCGGCUGUGUUCAGUCUGGACUCUGCUCCCGUGGUGUUUCACAGACUGAUCGUCGGCCACGAGCGAUGGCUCCACCAGUUACAGCAGACCCAGAACAUUGCAAAACAGACUGGUUACUCAAAGCUUCGGCGCCUGAUCAAGACGGAGAGCGGUGUGAGUCAAGCGGCCGACCUCUGCACAUACCACGGCACUAAAGCUCUAGAAGCCAUCCGCCGCUUCCCAGCGUCCGAGGCCCGGUCAGCUCUGGAGAACAUCGCCAGCGCCGUCAUGAAGUUUUGAAGCUUCCUCCAGUGCUCAGAACAUGGACGAUUUUACUGUUUCCUGCCAGCUGCUCAUUAUGUUUCAAAAUGCAGUUCUGCUGGUGUUUCAGAGCUCAGAGGGUCAGUCAAAAUGUCUGCUGUACAUUUAAAGGCCCACACAUUAAAGAACAUUUAAUGUUCAUGCUUUUUUACAAUAUUAUAAUAUGUACUGUUCGAACACUGAUCCAUAUGAUCCAUAUUUGGAGAAUUAAAUGUUUAAACAGACAGUUA
Molecule: messenger RNA, 1726 nt
Organism: Astyanax mexicanus (Mexican tetra)
Lineage: Eukaryota; Metazoa; Chordata; Actinopteri; Characiformes; Acestrorhamphidae
Gene: pdss2
Product: prenyl (decaprenyl) diphosphate synthase, subunit 2
Exons: 9
Coding region: 312-1475 (387 amino acids)
Biological process (GO): ubiquinone biosynthetic process; isoprenoid biosynthetic process
Cellular component (GO): transferase complex; mitochondrion
Molecular function (GO): prenyltransferase activity
Source: RefSeq, a predicted model, not a curated record